AUGCGCCCGUAUCGCGAUUGUGCCGCGUCCAUUAAUCUAUGCCAGUCCUCCUCUUUGGCUACAUUUGCGCGAAAGAACAACAUAGCAUCAGGAUUGUCUUGGGCGGUGUUCUUGCCCCCCCUCUUCAUUGAUAUCGGCGACGAUUACUUUCGCGCCUUCUUGGGCAAAUCUCUUGGCUAUGCCUGCACCAUAGCCAGAUCCAGCACCUUCCGAAUGUCAUUCGUUAGUGAAGCAAAGGAAAAAUUAAAAUCGGUAUAUGUACCUGUCACAAUUGCGACUUUUCCAGCAAGCCGAGACCCCGAUUUGAGCGCGUUCAUUUUGGCAGACAACGAUUCGCCUUACAGUAUCGCGUACUGGGAUAUGGGGUACCCCAAGAAACCGAGCCCGGGUGUGGGGACGGAAGGCUUCUUCACGGCCGUUCUCAAGACGAUCAAGCUAGUCGAUAUCAAGACGUCUUUGCGAAGGAAGAGAUAUCGAAAUAUGAAGGUCUCACCCUGCUACGUUGGCAUCCCACGUUCAUUGCUCCGGAGCCCAGGGACAUUCAGGCCACAUCAAAAUGCGGCUCGCCUAUUUGCGACCGAGGCGGAAUCAAAACUGAAGUCAAGACUUCGAGACCCGAAACUCUUUCGCGAGCAAGGAUACAUUGGCGGAAAAUGGACUGGUGGACACGGCGAAAAGAGCUUUCCGGUUUUGAAUCCACAAAAUGGACAGCUUGUUGGCAAAUGUCCUGAAAUGGACCAUCAAGACACCAUAACUGCCAUUGAAGCGGCCCAGCAGGCAUUCGAAAUCUUUCGCUUCAGUACUCCUCUUCAGCGAAUGAAUAUUCUCAAAAGGUGGUCAGCACUGAUGCAAAAGCACGAAGAAGACUUAGCCACGAUUUUAAGUUUCGAAAAUGGCCGACCACUGCAGGCCUCUCGCUCUGAAAUCAAGUACGCGGCUAGUUUCUUCGAAUGGUUUCAGGGCGAGGCCAUGAGAUCAUAUGGCGAGACUAUUCAGUCCAGCACGCCAGGGCAUCGCGUCCUCACGCUUAGACAGCCGAUCGGAGUGGUCGGCAUCAUUACGCCGUGGAACUUUCCUUCGGCUAUGAUCACGCGUAAAGUUGGUGCAUCAAUUGCGGCUGGAUGCAGCGUCGUGUUGAAACCCGCUGCAGAGACACCAUAUUCAGCGCUAGCCUUGGCUGAGUUGGGCGAACGUGCAGGAAUCCCUGCAGGCGUUUUAAACGUUGUGACGACUGAUCAGAAUGUCUCCAGCGUGGGUAAGACCAUCUGUCAGCACCCUGUCAUCAAGAAAGUGUCGUUCACCGGAUCGACCGGGGUAGGGAAAAUCCUCAUGGAGCAGUCUAGUUCGACGCUGAAGAAGCUGUCGAUGGAACUCGGGGGAAAUGCGCCUUUUAUCGUAUUUGAUGAUGCCAGUCUCGACAAGGCUAUCGAGGGCCUUAUGGCUGCCAAAUUCCGUGCAUCUGGGCAGACCUGCGUUUGCGCCAACCGCGUGUACCUUCAAGAAGGAAUUCACGACGAAUUCAUCGAACGCUUUUCCAAGGUGGUGAGAGACCGGAUGAUUCCCGGGGACCCGUUAGCCGAAGGAACAUCCUUGGGACCGUUGAUCAGCCAAAAAGCCACUGACAAGGUCGAACGACUGGUUCAAAAUGCUUGCGAACACGGAGCAGAGGUUGUUUUGGGUGGUGUGCGAUCGAGCCAGGAUGCGGCCACCUUUUUCCCAGCCACGAUCUUGAAGAAUAUGAAGCCAACCAUGCAAGCAAGUCGCGAAGAGUGGUUUGGACCUGUUGUAGCGUUCUAUAAAUUCGGAACCGAGCAGGAGCUCCUCCAGAUGGCGAACGACUCGGAAGUUGGCCUAGCCGCGUAUGUUUAUACUAACCAGAUGUCUCAGGCCUGGAGAGCGGCCGAGCUUCUUCAGACUGGCAUGGUAGGUGUCAAUACUGGCAUGGUGUCAGACCCCGUCGCGCCGUUUGGAGGCGUCAAACACUCUGGAUUCGGGCGUGAAGGAGGCCGGGUCGGUGUGGAGGAGUUUCAAAUCACAAAGACCAUUACACUGGGAGAACUCGGUCUUCCUGAUGGGAAGACAAUGUACUAG
This is a messenger RNA of Penicillium cinerascens, 2091 nucleotides long. Its product is annotated as NAD-dependent succinate-semialdehyde dehydrogenase. Lineage: Eukaryota; Fungi; Ascomycota; Eurotiomycetes; Eurotiales; Aspergillaceae. The coding region runs from base 1 to 2091 and encodes 696 amino acids. The transcript is spliced from 7 exons. The record is from RefSeq and is a predicted model, not a curated record. Gene Ontology annotation, molecular function: succinate-semialdehyde dehydrogenase (NAD+) activity.